AUGGCUCAGCCUUUCUUGAAGAAGGACGACGAUCGAGAUGGCGAAGGUAUGUCCGAGAGGCCUAGUUCGCUCGCCCUGGCUGUCUUAUGGCACCCGAUUUCUGUUUUCCUACGCCUAUGUGGCCAUAGUCUCUGUUUUGGAGACUUGAAGCUUGUGAUGCUCAUGUAUUUCUGGGGUAAUCCUGUUCUCUUCGUAAUUAUGUCACUGCUCAUAGAUAUCGCUGCGCUUUUCGUAGAGUUAAUGUCUAUGAAAUAUGAUCGGUUGAUUCGUUAGCGGUGGAUUUUCGAUGAGUAAACUUACUAGGACAGCCUACCUCGUGGCCUUAUUCAUGUAUUCUUCAAUUCCUAUUGUUACGUGUUCCUCCAACGUAGUCUCUAACCGUUUAGAUUAGUGUCACUAGUUAGAUUAAUUUCUGCCUUGGGUACUGCCUUCUUGAUUAUAAAGUCACGAAAUUUCUCCUUAUUUCGCAGAGGAAUAUUCUCUAUUCUUUGGAAUAGAGAAGGGUGCAGUUUUACAGGAAGCUAGAGUUUUCAAUGAUCCUCAACUUGAUCCUAGGAGAUGCUCUGAGGUAUUUCUUUCGCAAUUACUACUCAUAACUGAGCUAUCUGAUUUAUAGAAAUCAUCCUGAGCUUUUCAUUCCAUGGGUGCAGGUCAUCACGAAGCUGUUGUAUUUGCUCAAUCAGGGUGAAACGUUUACAAAGGUUUGGGUUUGUUUAUCUGUUAAUCUAAAGUUUUCCACCCUGAUUCAAUUUUAUCUCAUAUUUCUACUACGGUAUGUGAUAUCUCCUGUAGGUUGAAGCGACAGAAGUUUUUUUUUCUGUCACCAAGCUUUUUCGGUCAACGGAUUCAGGGCUUAGGAGAAUGGUCUAUCUGAUGAUCAAGGAAAUUUCCGCAUCUGCUGAUGAGGUUGGUUAUAAUGCAUCAUUGUUUCCUUUCAAAUUUACUCAACUGUUGACCAUUAAGAUUAACAUGUCAGACUCUUUCUGGAAGGUCAUUAUUGUCACAAGUUCAUUGAUGAAAGAUAUGAAUAGCAACACGGACAUGCAUAGAGCAAAUGCAAUUCGGGUCCUCUGUAGAGUGACUGAUGGACCACUCCUCACUCAAAUUGAGAGAUAUCUCAAGCGAGCCAUAGUUGACAAGAACCCUUUCGUUGCCAGUGCAGCACUUGUCAGCGGUGUCCACUUGAUUCAGGUAAUUUCAAGUGAUUCCUUAUUAUACGUUGAUCCGUUCAUCGUAGCUUUAAUUUUUUUCCUACUGGGACAGAUAAAUCCCGAGAUUGUGAGACGAUGGAGCAAUGAGGUCCAAGAAACUAUCCAGUCGAGGGCUGCUCUUGUGCAAUUUCACGCUUUGGCUCUUCUUCACCAAGUAUGGAAAUUUUUCUCUUAACUUGUAAAGAAAUUUGAAAUUUCAACGUGGAAACAUUGCCUGUGGAUACCAGUGUUGCACAGAUGUUCGUUUUUAUGGAAGUUGAAAGAUUAAUUUUACUCCGUUUCUUCUUUAAAUGGAAUUAAGAAUUUGACCGCCAAGUUAUCACAAUUUGCAGAUACGGCAAAAUGAUCGAUUGGCUCUUAGCAAGCUUGUUACGAGUUUGACAAGAGGAACAGUUCGUUCACCUUUAGCACAGUGCCUCCUAAUUCGCUAUGCGAGUCAGGUUCUUGUUUCCAACUACUUAACUGAGUCACAAGCGAUAACAUAAUUUUAUUUUGUAAGAAAUGACUGCUUUUAUUGGACAAUAUCGUUUUCUUCACAAAAGGAGGUCACGAUGAAACCUAUUUUUCAUUUUCAGGUGAUACGAGAGUCAACCACUGACAACCAAACUGGGGAUCGGCUAUUCCAUGAUUUCUUGGAGUCCUGCCUGCGCCACAAAUCUGAAAUGGUGAUACUUGAAGCUGCAAGAGCAAUAACAGAGUUGAGUGGUGUAACAAGUCGAGAAUUAUCUCCUGCUGUCACUGUUUUACAACUAUUAUUGAGUUCAUCAAAGCCUGUACUUCGGUUUUCUGCUGUUCGAACUUUAAAUAAGGUUGGUAUUUCAUUCUUUUAAGAAAUCAGUUGUCACAUUUUAUUUUUAUUUUCUAAUAAUCUUCAUGCUUACGUAGUUCCGAAAUUCAGUGUUGGUACUCACUACAGAUUAUAACGUGGUUGAAGUUCUGACCCUACUGUCUUGUCACUGGAUUCAAGCUUAGAGAAUUGUUAGAGAGAUCUAUUCAAUGAUGAAUGAUUUUUGAGGCUCUUAUCCUGUGAUAUUUAUUUAUGUUUCCCCACAGCAGUCAGUAAUUUCAUCAAUGCAUCAUACAAACAGAAGGCUCUCACCGAGCUUACAUGCUCUUUAAUUGUUUGCACAGAGUUUUGCGGUGCUUUUUUUGUUUAAUCGUUUUCUCCUCGAGAAAUAAAUGUGCUUCUUUUGCUGUGCUUAAGUUCCGUUUUAGAUGUUCUCACACCUUCCUUCUAUGCUAUGAUAGAGUUUGAAUAGUCACGGUUUCUGCAAAAUUAUGUGCUCUAAAAUUCGUUCUUCAUUUGAUUGAUGCCCUAAAAGGAGACCAAGAAUACAUCAGUUUUUAUUUUCCUCUAUAUUCGAUCUCUUUCAUAAAUAAAGAAAAAUCCUGGGAGUUGCUGCCCCAAGUGGACGAAUUGAAAUUCUCCAAUCAACGAAUAAAUCAUUUAUCUGUAGCACGUCUCAUGGAAAUUUUGUUUAAUGCUGAACUGUAUAGAGAACUGUGGAUGGACAGUAAAGUCUUAAUCCCGGCUCUUGAUGCCUUUGAUGCUGAAUAUUUCUUACCAGAACUACAUCCUUGACGAUCUGAUUUAUAUUGACUUUUUACUUCUCGUUUCACCUUCUCCAUUUUUCCCUCUGAAUCAUAACCAUAGUUUCAUCCAACGCAGCAAUCACUUUUCCAAAUAACUAUAUUCAACUCCAUUACCGUUGUGUAGUCUCUGGUCUAUGUAAAAGAUUCUGUUUAUUACCCUCAACAUUUAUCACACAUUUAUUUCAUAUAGGUUUUCUUGAAUAUAAUUCGUCUUCCACGUCAAAAUCUUCUGAGGAAUUCCUAUUUCUCUUCAUGGGUCGUCCAUUCGAAUGAGUCAGUUUCUUGUUUUCAUAACCUUUGCAGGUGGCAAUAACGCAUCCUUUGGCAGUCACAAAUUGCAGUAUAGACAUGGAGAGUUUAAUUUCAGAUCCGAAUAGGAGCAUUGCGACACUGGCUAUUACUACACUGCUCAAAAUCGGCAACGAAGCAAGUGUCGACCGUCUGAUGAAGCAAAUAACAAGUUUUAUGUCAGAUAUUGCAGAUGAAUUCAAGAUAGUUGUUGUGGAAGCUAUUCGGUCAUUGUGCUUGAAGUUUCCGCAGAAAUGUCGCUCACUGUAUGUCAGAUUUUGCCUUUUUGGGUUAAACUACUUUCGUAUUUUGGUUGACCUUUUUCGUCUGCGAUCAUUUCUCAGGAUGAACUUCUUGAGCAGCAUUCUCAGAGAAGAGGGAGGUUUUGAGUAUAAAAAAGUGAUCGUUGACUCGAUCUUUAUCCUCAUCCGGGACAUACCUGAUGCCAAAGAAACUGGGCUGUUUCAUCUCUGUGAAUUUAUCGAAGAUUGCGAAUUUACGUAUCUUUCUACGCAGGUAUUACUCACCUAAAGCAACUAUUAACCUCUUUCCUAUUUUCUUAAGCGAACUGACGGGUAAAGAAAUCAGCAGAGAUAUGAUCUUGAUACUAAUUAUGCUUUAAUUGUCGUUAUUUACUAUCUAUCUUGUUGUCUAGGUUUCUUAGAUAUGAUCUUAUAACAUUCCUAUCUCGUUGUCACCGUGUUACUUACUGUACAGAUUCUUCACUUUCUUGGAAAUGAAGGACUCAAGACACCUGACCCAGGCAAGUUCAUAAGGCAUAUCAAUAAUCGCGUCAUACUUGAGAAUGCAACAGUUCGCGCUGCUGCAGUCAGCACAUUGGCCAAGUUCGGGGCGAUGAUCGAUUCACUGAAGGUACCUGAGAACCCAAGUUUUUUUUUAUAAUAAUUUUAUUUUUCUUACCCAGAUGCUUGGAAAUUUCCAUGAACUGAUCUUCUCUCGCAGCCUCGCAUACUAGUGCUCUUGAGACGUUGCCUUCAUGACAUUGAUGACGAGGUAAAAUACUGUCAUUUUUGUGCUUUCUAGCUUCUAUUUUGUUCACAGCUUGCUAUGGAAACCAUAGGGAAUGAAUGCUCUUUCGUAAACAUAUCACCAACUGUGAAUAAAUCCGAGGAUUUUCAACUGUAUAUUUUCUUCAUUACUGUGAAGAAAAAAAAACCUUAUUUAUUAUUUAUUUCAGGAUCAUCAGUUUUUCUCGCUUGUUCUUGUACUCAUAGGUCCGUGAUCGGGCAACUCUGUAUCUGGGCACUCUCGGAGGAGAAGAACCCACAGCAAAGACCGACCAAGAUGCUAAAGAAUUUCUGUUUGGCCCCCUCGACAUUCCACUUCCUAAUUUAGAAACUAGUCUCUUGAGCUAUGUGAGUACGAUCUGAACCAUAUACUCUGUCGAUCUCAUACAUCCUCUAGAAGCCAUCAAUGUCUCAAUACCCUGAUUCAGGAGCCCUCUGAGGAGCCCUUUGAUGUUGCUUCCGUGCCCAAAGAGGCCCAGUUCCAGCCCCCCGUGGAGAAGAAGGUAGUGGGGGGUAAGACGGCGGCCGGUCUGGCCUCGGCCGUUGACUCCUACCAGACGCUGCUCUCCGCCAUUCCCGAGUUCUCAUUGUUUGGGAAGGUCUUCAAGGUUCGUCCUCCACACGUUCCUUCUUCCGCCGUGGAAUCGAAUCCCAUGUGGGUUUGCUUGUUCUUGCAGUCGUCGGCCGCCGUGGAGCUGACCGAGCCCGAGACCGAGUACUCCGUCAACGCCGUCAAGCACGUCUACGACGGGCACGUCGUGAUCCAGUACAACUGCACGAACACGAUUCCGGAGCAGCUGCUGGAAAAUGUAACGGCGAGGCAGCUCAGUUCACCUUCUUCAUUCCCCUUACAAUCCUUUUCCUUUCUAAUCUUAGUUGGGUGAUUCAGGUUACUAUAUUUGUCGAUGCAUCCGAAGCCGAGGAGUUCUCGGAAGUCGCGUCGAAGCCCCUCCGGUUCUUACCGUACAAUUCCCCCGGACAGACAUUCGUGGCCUUUGAGAAGCCGGCAGGCGCCGCUACUGUGGGGAAGUUCUCGAACCUGAUGAAGUUCUUCGUUAAAGAGGUGCGUACCUCAAUGAGAGGGACUAGAGAGAGAUUAUGGAAAGAGAGAGAGAGAGAGAGAGAGAGAGAGAGAGAGAUAGAGAGAGAGAGAGAGAGAGAGAGAGAGAGAGAGAGAGCAUCCUACUUAUGGCAUUUAACCAUGUGGGGGUAUCUUCUUCAGGUGGAUCCAUCGACAGGGGAAGCGGAGGAGGAGGGAGCAGAGGACGAGUACCAGCUGGAGGACGUGGAGGUGUCAGCGGCAGACUACAUGCUGAAGGUUGGUGUCUCCAAUUUCAGGAACGCCUGGGAGAGUCUCGGCCCCGACAAUGAGCGUGUUGAUGAGUAUGGGCUCGGGGCGAGGGAGACCCUGGCAGAAGCUGUCGCCGCCGUCAUUUCCAUCCUUGGCAUGCAGCCCUGCGAGGUUAGCCUCUCUCUCUAGAUCAUCCCCACAUUACUUCUCUGAAGAAAACUUGUGUUCUUGCCAGAUUCUUAGGUUAGAUGGAUGGGUUCAAGAAGAAUCUUAUUCUUGUAAAGUGAAAAUCUCGCUAGAUAUCUGAUGGACUGAUCAUCGUCUUCUUUGUGGGUCAGGGGACGGAAGUCGUUCCGGCCAAUUCGAGGUCGCACACGAGCCUCCUGUCCGGGGUGUUCAUCGGCGGCGCCAGAGUUCUGGUCAGACUCUCCUUCGGGAUCGAGGGGUCAAAGCAGGUGGCCAUGAAGCUCGCCGUCAGGUCCGAUGAUCUUUCGGUAAGCGAUGCGAUCCACGACAUCGUCGCCAACGGCUGA
Messenger RNA from Spirodela intermedia, 5944 nucleotides. The record is from the annotation of a GenBank genome assembly. Lineage: Eukaryota; Viridiplantae; Streptophyta; Magnoliopsida; Alismatales; Araceae.